This is a messenger RNA of Macrosteles quadrilineatus (aster leafhopper), 1325 nucleotides long. Its product is annotated as prohibitin-2-like. Gene Ontology annotation, biological process: mitochondrion organization. Lineage: Eukaryota; Metazoa; Arthropoda; Insecta; Hemiptera; Cicadellidae. Bases 114 to 1106 code for a protein of 330 amino acids. Gene Ontology annotation, cellular component: mitochondrion; membrane. The record is from RefSeq and is a predicted model, not a curated record. The transcript is spliced from 8 exons.
AAUGGGAAAAUUAAGCAUUUAAACCGAUUUAAAAAUUUAGUUCAAAUAUUAAUUAUAGUUAAAACGCACAUAACAAGUUUUUGUUGGUUGGAGUGUAACAUAUUUAGUCGAAAAUGGCUCAAUCUAAAUUGAACGAUAUGGCGAAUAAAUUUGGAGGUAACCCCAAAGGCUUAGGGACCGGACUAAAAGUUCUUGCUGCAGCCGGCGCUGCCGUUUAUGCUGUUAGUCAGUCAAUGUUCACAGUUGAAGGUGGCCACAGAGCUAUAAUUUUCAAUAGGAUUGGUGGAGUCCAAAACGACAUCUACACUGAGGGUCUGCACUUUAGAAUUCCAUGGUUCCAAUAUCCAAUAAUUUAUGACAUUAGGUCUAGGCCAAGGAAGAUAUCGUCACCCACUGGUUCCAAAGAUCUGCAGAUGGUUUCCAUCGGACUGAGAGUGCUGUCACGACCCAACGCAACCAAGCUCCCUGACAUGUACAGACAGUUGGGUUUAGACUAUGAUGAGAAAGUGCUGCCUUCCAUCUGCAAUGAAGUCCUCAAGUCUGUCGUUGCCAAAUUUAAUGCAUCUCAACUCAUCACCAUGAGACAGCAGGUUUCGCUCAAAGUGAGACAAGAACUGAUAGAGAGAGCGCAAGACUUCAACAUUAUCCUUGAUGAUGUUUCUAUUACUGAAUUGAGUUUUGGAAAGGAAUACACAGCUGCUGUUGAAUCAAAACAGGUAGCUCAACAAGAGGCCCAGAGGGCAGUUUUCGUCGUAGAAAGAGCCAAGCAGGAGAAACAACAGAAAAUCUUCCAAGCAGAAGGAGAGGCAGAAGCUGCCAAAAUGUUGGGUCAGGCGGUCGGCAUGAAUCCUGGUUAUCUCAAGCUGCGAAAGAUCAGAGCUGCCCAGAGCAUCGCACGAACUAUCGCCAACUCUCAGAACAAGGUAUACCUCAGUGGUUCCGCCCUCAUGCUGAACAUCAGUGAUCCCGCUUUCGACGACCUCAGUAAUAAACUUAAAAGCCCUCGAUCAAGCUAUUCUCAGCACAAUUCUGGUCCUGACUCGGAGGAGACAGUCGCAGACACCGUACAACAAACUGCCGCUCAAAUUGUCAACAGUCGCUCUUAACUUUAGGCUUUUUACAAUCUUAGACGCAUUUCUUAACACUAACUUAUCAGAGGAUAACAGUUCAAUUGAAUUGAAGAGCUUAUCAUUACUGUAAAUUGGUAACCAUUUUGACAUUAUCCAGAUAUACGCCAACAUCACUGUGGAUAUUUUACGUAUAGGUCCUAACCUAUUUGAUUUAUUGGCUUUUUCAUGAUGGAAUAGCCUCUGGAUCGUCUGAAU